Messenger RNA from Sitophilus oryzae (rice weevil), 1651 nucleotides. It is a transcript of the gene Mvd, whose product is annotated as diphosphomevalonate decarboxylase. The record is from RefSeq and is a predicted model, not a curated record. Gene Ontology annotation, cellular component: cytosol. The transcript is spliced from 5 exons. The coding region runs from base 280 to 1491 and encodes 403 amino acids. Gene Ontology annotation, molecular function: diphosphomevalonate decarboxylase activity; ATP binding. Gene Ontology annotation, biological process: isoprenoid biosynthetic process; isopentenyl diphosphate biosynthetic process, mevalonate pathway. Lineage: Eukaryota; Metazoa; Arthropoda; Insecta; Coleoptera; Curculionidae.
UUUGUCGUCUGUGGUUGCGUCAAAAAUAAAUUAAAUAACCUCUCGUUUUUCGUAUGUAUGAAUUUUUAACUAGUUUGUAUAUGUUUUUAACGGUAAAAUCACAGUAAAGUAAAACUGCGGUAAAAUGAUUUAUUCAUAAGUAAUAGGGUCAGGCUGCCUUUUGUGUUGUAAAAUAGCAAACUUUAAAGAGACCAAUGUAAGAUAACUUAUCGUAUAUAAGUACUUUUUACAAAGUUCAGUAAGUAAACUAUUGCUUGAGGUUUAUUUAGAUAUCUUAAAAUGAAAAUUGUCACAGCUGUAGCCCCAGUAAAUAUCGCUGUGAUAAAAUAUUGGGGUAAACGAGACGAGAAACUAAUACUUCCGAUUAAUGAUUCACUAAGUGCUACACUCAGUACUGAUGUUAUGUGUGCUAAAACAACUAUCCUUACCAGCCCCGAUCUUAAAGAAAACAAAUUUUGGCUAAACGGUAAAGAACAAUCAUUUGAUAAUGUCCGAUUGAAAAAUUGUUUAACAGAGAGUAAGUUGAACUAUAAUAAAUAUAUAUUUGCUUUAAUUUUAAUUAUUUUUUUAGUUAAAAAACGAUGUAAUAGUACACUUCCUUAUAUAAAUUGGAAAAUUGCUAUUUGUUCUGAAAAUAACUUCCCAACAGCAGCAGGUUUAGCUUCUUCUGCAGCUGGGUAUGCCUGCUUAGUGUACGCUUUGGCAGCUCUCUACGAAAUUGAUGGAGAAAUCUCUGAUAUCGCAAGAUUGGGUUCAGGAAGUGCUUGUAGAAGUGUAUAUGGGGGAUGGGUCAGGUGGCAAAAAGGUAUUUUAUCAUCUGGUGAAGAUUCUAUAGCAAGACCUAUAGCUUCGGCAUCACAUUGGCCAGAAAUGAGGGUGCUAGUACUGGUUGUGAAUGAUAACCAAAAGAAAUAUGGUUCAACCAUUGGAAUGAACCAUUCUGUUGAAACUUCCACUUUAAUUCGUUAUAGAUCUGAAAGUGUUAUACCACAAAGAAUUGAAGAAAUAAAUAAAGCUAUACUGGAGAGAAACUUUCACAAAUUUGCUGAGAUUACAAUGAAGGAUUCUAAUCAGUUUCAUGCAAUUUGCUUGGAUACAUAUCCUCCUUGCAUCUAUAUGAAUGAUGUGUCUCAUGCUAUAGUAAAUUUAGUUCACCAUUAUAACACUUAUAAAGAAGAGAAUAAGGUCGCUUAUACAUUUGAUGCAGGACCAAAUGCAUGUAUUUACUUACUAGAAUCUGUUUUACAAGAAUUUCUAAGUAUAGUUAAUUAUAUAUUUCCAAAACCAAUGGACAUUAAGGCUAAUGAUUACUUUAAGGGCCUCCCUUUAGACCAAACUAUAAUUAAAAAGGAAUUAAUGGAUGAUUUAAACUUAACACAGAACAAUGAAGGAGUAUUAAAAUACCUUAUUUGUACUAAAGUAGGGGAAGGUCCUAGAUUACUUACUAGUUCCAAUGAGCAUUUAUUACAAGAAAAUGGCCUACCAAAAUAGUAUUUUAUUAUAGGGUUGUUAAAGGUUAUGAUUAUGAAGAUACUUUAUACAUUUUAUAAAUAAAUUCCUUAUUUAUUUUUCGGAAAUUAAUAUUUAUUACAUAUUUAUCUAAUAUACAUUUAACACUUAAAAAAAGUCUGCUUACUCUUAUGAAUCUUCA